Messenger RNA from Talaromyces atroroseus, 1080 nucleotides. RefSeq lists its product as hypothetical. The coding region runs from base 1 to 1080 and encodes 359 amino acids. The record is from RefSeq and is a predicted model, not a curated record. Lineage: Eukaryota; Fungi; Ascomycota; Eurotiomycetes; Eurotiales; Trichocomaceae. The transcript has a single exon. Gene Ontology annotation, molecular function: hydrolase activity, acting on carbon-nitrogen (but not peptide) bonds, in linear amides.
AUGUCCGACAAAACCCAGGCGAAGAGACCCCUGAAAGUAGCCGCUGCGCAACUGGGCCCUAUUCACAUUAAGGAUAGCCGGGACUCAGUGUUGGCUCGCAUGAUAGCACUGCUGAAUCAGGCAUCCGAACAAGCAGUGCAGGUCGUGGCUUUCCCCGAACUUGCUUUCACUACAUUUUUCCCCCGCCACCUCCUCCAGGAUGAGGAGAUUGACUCUUACUUGGAGUUAGACGAUGAAAAACUCGGUGGAAUCCGGCAAUCCUCGAAUGUGAAAGCCCUCUUUGAUCACGCCGAGUCUCUCGGCAUCGACAUAUACGUUGGGUACGCCGAAAAGAGUCCACAGCCAGAUGGAAACUUCAUCCACUAUAACUCAAGCGUCUAUUACUCGGCAGCGGCAAAGAAAGUCGUCGGAAAGUACCGCAAGGUUCAUUUACCCGGUGUGGUUGAACCCUUCAAAGAACCGGGAGCAACACAGCAACUGGAAAAGCGUUAUUUCAAACCGGGAAACCUGGGAUUUCCUGCAUUUCGAGCUCCAGGGCUUAUAGAAAACGCCACAAAAUUCAGCGAUGCAGUUGAGAAGGGUUCCAUGGAUGGAACCGGAGACCCGAUCAUGGGAAUGCUCAUCUGCAACGAUCGGCGCUGGGCCGAAGGCUGGAGGAGUUACGGAUUGCAAGGUGCUGAACUUGUAUUUUGUGGGUAUAAUACCACGGCAUUUGCACCCCAGCUCUGGGGGGCGAGCACAGAAAUCAGCCCCGAAGAGGCCGAGGCAGAUGCUGUCUUUCACCACAAGUUGUCUUGCCAAGGCAACAGCUACAUGAAUGCUUGCUUCAGUGUGAAUAUUGCCAAAGCCGGAUCUGAGGAUGGCCAUCCCUUGAUUGCCGGAACAAUCAUAGUCCAUCCCAAUGGCAGGAUUCUGGCGGAAUCAAAGAGCAAGGAUGACGAGUUAGUGGCGGCGGAAAUAGACCUGGCGGACUGUCGAAGAGGAAAGGAAAAGACCUUUGCCUUCCACAAGCAUCGGAGGCCAGAGCAAUAUGGACUAAUUGUGGAACGUGCCGGAGUUGUAGAGCCUGGCUUAUUAUAA